Molecule: messenger RNA, 1384 nt
Organism: Panicum virgatum (switchgrass)
Lineage: Eukaryota; Viridiplantae; Streptophyta; Magnoliopsida; Poales; Poaceae
Product: ubiquinol oxidase 1b, mitochondrial-like
Exons: 3
Coding region: 123-1127 (334 amino acids)
Biological process (GO): alternative respiration
Cellular component (GO): mitochondrion
Molecular function (GO): alternative oxidase activity
Source: RefSeq, a predicted model, not a curated record
AUCGUCCCAUGCUUACAGCAACGACACAACACAAAUAAUCAGUUCCGUAACUCGCAGAUAGAAAGAAAAAAAAAUCUUUCACAAGGUCUAUUGUCCCAGCCAGCAGUUGCUGAUCGCAAGCCAUGAGCUCUCGCAUGGCCGGGGCAGCGCUCCUGCGCCACCUGGGCCCGCGCCUGUUCGCGGCCGAGCCGGCCGUGUCCGGGCUCGCCGCGAGAGGCGCCAUGCCCGCGGCCGCGAGGAUCCUCCCCGCCAGGAUGGCCAGCACGGCCGCGGAGGCGGCGAGAGAAGAUGCCGGUUCGAAGCAGCACGGCAGCGCAGGCGGCACCGAGAAGCAGGAGGAGGAGGCAGCCGGCGGGCAGAGCAAGAAGGCCAUCGUCAGCUACUGGGGCAUCGAGCCGCCGAAGCUCGUCAAGGCGGACGGCACGGAGUGGAGGUGGCCCUGCUUCAGGCCGUGGGACACGUACACGUCGGACACGUCGAUCGACGUGAAGAAGCACCACGAGCCGACGACGUUGCCGGACAAGGCGGCGUACCUGCUUGUCAAGUCGCUGCGGGUGCCCAUGGACCUCUUCUUCCAGCGCCGGCACGCCAGCCACGCGCUGCUGCUGGAGACGGUGGCCGCCGUGCCGGGCAUGGUGGGCGGCAUGCUCCUCCACCUGCGCUCCCUGCGGCGCUUCGAGCACAGCGGCGGGUGGAUCCGGGCGCUGCUGGAGGAGGCCGAGAACGAGCGGAUGCACCUCAUGACGUUCCUCGAGGUGACGCAGCCGCGCUGGUGGGAGCGCGCGCUCGUGCUCGCCGCGCAGGGCGCCUUCUUCAACGCCUACUUCGUCGGCUACCUCGUCUCUCCCAAGUUCGCGCACCGCGUCGUCGGCUACCUCGAGGAGGAGGCCGUGCACUCGUACACGGAGUACCUCAAGGACCUCGAGGCCGGCGUCAUCGACAACACGCCGGCGCCGGCCAUCGCCAUCGACUACUGGCGCCUCCCCGCCGACGCCAGGCUCAAGGACGUCGUCACCGUCGUGCGCGCCGACGAGGCGCACCACCGCGACGUCAACCACUUCGCAUCGGACAUCCAUUACCAGGGGAUGAAGCUCAAGGACUCGCCGGCGCCGCUCGGGUACCACUAAUCGACGUGGCCUGCCCAGUUCAGCAUUAUUUUUACCCGGUCGUCGUAAUAUUUUUGUGCUGGCCAAUUUGCUUAGCGGAUCAGGACUGGUUUGCUACUUGUUAGUGAACCAGUUGGCUAUGUAUUAGGUUGUACUUUGUACAGAUUAUCGAAUCUACUAGAAAGGCCGCGCAGCGCGAGACCUGAUUUUUAUCAUUUGGUUGUAUUCUGUGAAAUUUUAUUUGAUACAUGAAUGAAGAACCUGCUUAGCUUGGUGAA